Molecule: messenger RNA, 2091 nt
Organism: Argentina anserina (silverweed cinquefoil)
Lineage: Eukaryota; Viridiplantae; Streptophyta; Magnoliopsida; Rosales; Rosaceae
Exons: 1
Coding region: 384-1730 (448 amino acids)
Source: RefSeq, a predicted model, not a curated record
GAUAUUUCGCCCCCAAAAUCUCAGCUUUCAUUACUGCACGACUUUCAGCUCUCUGGGUAUCUCAGAUAAGUUUCUUUGCUUCUGUUCCUUAUCUUUCAGGAGUGUUUUAUUAUUCUGUGGAAGCCUUUAAUUUGGGUGGAGUUUUAAAUUUUGGAACUGGGUUGUGUUGAAGUUUGUGCAAAUGGUGUUUCUGUUUGGUUUUCAUGUCGGGAGGAACUGAAAAGAUGCAUACUUGAUGGUUUUGGAUAGUCGUAUUGGUGUGAGUAUGUUUGAUUUUUGUGUUUGAGUGCAUGGAAUAUGUGAGUCUGUGAAUCUGUGGAGUUGGGUUUUAAGGUGGUAGUGGUUUUAUGGUAUUGAUCUGAGUUCCCGUUUAGAAUAAGGUUAUGGAAGGGCAUUUGUCACAAGGAGGUAGGAUUCCUGGUGGGGGAAGCUAUGCCGGUCUUGAUUUGCAAGGGUCAUUGAGGGCUCACCAUCAGACCCAACACCCACUUAGCCUACAACAGCAGCAUCAUCAAAUUUCUCGGCAAGGGUCCAUGGUGCAUCCCUCGAUUCAUGAGGGUUUUCCUGUCAAAAUGGGAACUAUGCAUAAUUGUGAUCGGACCCUUUCGAUGGUUGAUUACAAUAAGGGAGAGAAAUGCAAGAACUCGGUGAGUGAUGAGGAUGAGCCGAGUUAUACGGAGGAGGGUGUUGAUAGUCAUAUUGAAGCAAGUAGAGGGAAGAAGGGUUCUCCCUGGCAGCGUGUGAAGUGGACUGAUAAGAUGGUGAGGCUUCUGAUUACUGCAGUGUCUUAUAUAGGUGAGGAUAUUGGUUCAGAUUGCGGUGGCGUGGGAAGAAGGAAGUUUUCUGCUCUGCAGAAAAAGGGAAAGUGGAAAUCUGUUUCCAAGGUCAUGGCAGAAAGGGGUUAUCAUGUUUCUCCGCAGCAGUGUGAGGAUAAGUUUAAUGACCUUAAUAAAAGGUACAAGAAACUUAAUGACAUGCUGGGGAGGGGCACUUCUUGCCAGGUUGUAGAGAACCCUGCACUUUUGGAUGUGAUAGAUUACUUGACAGAAAAAGAAAAAGAUGAUGUUAGGAAAAUAUUGAGUUCAAAGCACCUGUUUUAUGAAGAAAUGUGUUCCUAUCAUAAUGGAAAUCGUUUGCAUCUGCCUCAUGAUCCAGCAUUGCAGCAUGCCUUACAGGAGGCUCUUAGAAAUAGAGAUGAUCAUGAUACUGAUGAUCUGAGGAGGCAUCACCAUGAUGAUCUUGAUGAAGAUGAUCAAGAUAUGGAAACUGAAGAGCGUGAUGACUUUGAUGAAAAUAAUGCUUCACAUGGUGAUAACAGGGGAAUGUUUGGUGGGUUAGGAGAGUCUGUGAAGAGGUUGAGGCAAGGUCAAGGUCGUGAAGAUAUUAACUUUAAUGGGUUUAUGAAUUCCCAAGAUUGUAACAGAAGUUCUUAUUCUCAUCCCCAAAUUGCCCAAGGUGAUGUGAAUCAAGCCUUACCUGAUAACACAAAAGCUGCUUGGUUACAGAAGCAGUGGAUUGAGUCCCGGUCUGUUCAGUUAGAAGAACAGAAGUUACAGAUUCAAGUUGAGAUGUUAGAAUUGGAGAAACAGCGUCUCAAGUGGCAAAAAUUUAGCAAGAAAAGAGACCGUGAACUGGAAAAGCUGAAAAUGGAUAAUGAGAGAAUGAAGCUUGAGAAUGAGCGUAUGUCAUUAGAAUUGAAAAGGAAGGAAAUGGGUGCUGGAUUUAGCUAAUGGCUGUUCUGAACUUCCUAUUAAUUUUUACUGCAAUUGUGGUACUUGCGAGCAACAUCAUAUCCUUUAAAAAUGGUAAGCUGCCGUUUGUUCAAGCAUUCUCUAUAGGAUGGGGGAACUUUCUUGGAAUGAUGACUCUACCUAGAUGUUAUCUGUAAAAUUUAAGACUGACAUCAAUGACGGCUAGUUAUCAUCAUAUUGCUUAUGGUAAAACUGUACUAUCACAUAAAAAUGUGAUUACUAUGUUGUUUGUAUGAUCGAGAUCUAGAUAGCAUAUUGUAUUUGGCAAUUUUCUUUGAUCAAUCAGUUUUAUCAUUAUUCUUUGGGUUUUAUUUCUAUGGUGGCAGCAUAACAUCAGCAA